This is a messenger RNA of Anopheles coustani, 3429 nucleotides long. RefSeq lists its product as uncharacterized. Lineage: Eukaryota; Metazoa; Arthropoda; Insecta; Diptera; Culicidae. The transcript is spliced from 3 exons. Gene Ontology annotation, biological process: proteolysis. The coding region runs from base 1 to 3429 and encodes 1142 amino acids. The record is from RefSeq and is a predicted model, not a curated record. Gene Ontology annotation, molecular function: nucleic acid binding; aspartic-type endopeptidase activity; zinc ion binding.
AUGGAAAAGGCGCUGAAGACGGCAGUCCGCCAACGAGCGCAGAUCCACUCCAAAUUACUUCGAAUCGAGCAGACGCUGCAGGAAACGAAAGAGCCAACCGUUUCCCAGCUGAAGGUGCUCGCCAAAAACGUUGCGACUGUGUACGCGGAAUUUAGUGCCAUACACACCACCAUCGUAGGCCUAAUUCCAGACGGCGCAAUGGCAGAGCAGGACGGCGUCUACGACGAGUUCGAAGAAGUAUUCUACGAGGCGUCCAAUAGAAUCGAGGAGUUGCUGCUAGCCGCGGAAUCGAAGACAACGAACAACAAGCCUGCCGCGGCUCAAGUUGUCAUCCAGCAGCAACCGCUCAAGGCACCGAUCCCGACUUUCGACGGCACUUACGCUGCAUGGCCCAAGUUUAAGGCCAUCUUCGAGGACCUGAUGGCCAAUGCAGGCGACAGUGAUACUAUGAAGCUGUAUCACCUUGAAAAGGCAUUGGUCGGCGAGGCUGCAGGUGCAAUUGAUGUCAGCAUCCUCAACGCUGGCAAUUACAAGCAAGCCUGGGAGAUUCUGACGGAGCGCUUCGGCAAUCAUCGAGCCAUAGUGGACAGCCACAUCCACGGAUUGCUGAACCUCAAAAGGAUGACGUCAGAAAACUUCCACGAGCUAAGAGCUCUAGUCCAAGAGACUUCCCGACAUGUGGAAAGUCUCAGGUUCCUAAAACAAAACCUGGAAGGAGUGUCGGAACCAAUGGUGGUCCAUCUGUUGGUUUCGGCUUUAGACAAAUCAACCCGAAAAGCCUGGGAAGGGACGCAGCGGAAAGGUGAGCUGCCCCGUUACGAGCAGACGAUGGCAUUUCUAAAAUCCCGAUGCCAGAUUUUGGAAAAUUGCGCAGCAGCGUCAUCAUCAGCUCCUGUGGCCAAACUAAAGGGCAACCAUCCGCUUUCUCCGAGACAUCCAGCCCAGAAGAGCUAUACAGCAGCGGUCAUUCAGUGCGAAAUCUGUGGUAAGGACCAUCCUAAUAUAAAUUGCCCAGAACUGCUGAAAGGGACACCACGGGAAAGAAGUAACACCGCACAAAAGGCAGGACUAUGCUUCAACUGCCUGCGGAAGGGACAUCAGUUACGGGAAUGUCCCUCCAAGAGAAAGUGCUACAAGUGCCAGCGUCGCCAUCAUACGCUCCUGCACGAGGACGUAGCACCCACCGGCCAGCCAACUAUUUCCAUGGCAGCAGAAGUAGAACCUCAACCUCCGACCCCAAGAGUGCAUCCUCCAUCGACAGCGGCAGAGUACGGCGGACCAGUGGUACGAGAACAACUUUCGACGGCAUGUGCAUCGCAAACCAUCAAACCCAGUAAGAACGUCCUGCUGUUGACUGCCGUGGUCAACGUGCUGGACGCCAAGAACCAGCCACAUCGCUGCCGCGUCCUCCUAGACAGCGGUUCUCAGGUCAAUUUCCUUGCUGAGGAAAUGGCCAACCGUCUAGGACUGCCAAAGAGACCGGCCAACGUUCCGAUCGUGGGAAUCAACGCGUUGCGCACGCUCGCUCGCGACAAGCUGACCGUUACAAUACAAUCCCGGGUGAACAGUUACCAAACAAGCUUGGAAUGCUUGGUAACUCCAAAAAUAACUGGCACGAUCCCGUCGUGCAACAUCAACAUCGACAACUGGGACAUUCCGGAGGGAAUAACCUUUGCUGAUCCAACGUUCUACACGCCAGACAAGGUUGAUUUACUGAUCGGGGCUGAGUUGUUCUUCGAUAUACUCAAGCCAAGCCAACUCGAUCUUGCCGAUAAUCUACCUCGUCUGCAAGAUAGCCAGUUUGGUUGGAUUGUGUCCGGAGCCAUAGUAGAGCAGCAGAUUACCAUCCCAGCCAUAUAUUCCCACCACGCUUUGGUCGACAUCGAAAAAAGGAUCCAGCAGUUUUGGCAGAUUGAAGAGGUUCCAGACGUCCCGGAACGAUCCAUCGAAGAAGUGGAGUGCGAGAACCAUUUUCUAACUACAUAUAAAAGGGAUGAAUCUGGAAGGUUCAUUGUGCGACUUCCGUUUAACAAACAACAAACCCUGUUGAACAAUGGUCGCACAGUAGCCCUUAAACGGUUUAUGAUGUUGGAGAAACGACUGCUUCGCAACCCAGAGCUACAACAACAGUAUGUGGAGUUCAUCCGAGAGUAUGAAACUCUAGGGCACUGCCGACCAAUCCGUGAAUCCGACGAUGUACCCAACCAGCUGUCCUACUAUCUGCCACACCAUGCGGUUUUGCGGCCAUCUAGUUCGAGCACGAAAUGCCGAGUCGUGUUUGACGCCAGUGCAAAGGCAUCUCCAGCCGAGUUAUCACUCAACGACGUGCUGCAUGUAGGACCAGUUGUACAGAACGAUCUCUACUCCAUUGUUCUGAGAUUUCGAAUGUACAAGGUAGCCUUUUCGGGAGACAUCGCCAAAAUGUAUCGUCAGAUUCUCCACGCUAAAGAAGAUCAACGUUUCCUGCGGAUUUUUUGGAGACCACACCCUUCCGAGCCACUACGAGUCUUCGAGUUGUGUACAGUUACCUACGGUACAGCAUCAGCACCAUUUCUUGCCACCAAAUGUUUGCUCCAAUUGGUCGAGGAGGACGGGGAUGCCUUUCCGAUUGCAUCUCGCAUAAUAAAGGAAGAGACAUACAUGGACGACGUUCUCUCAGGUGCGGACUCGGUUGAGGAAGCUAUAGAAGCCCAACACCAACUUAAGCGGCUUCUCAACCAAGGAGGGUUUCCCAUCCGCAAAUGGUGCUCAAACUCGCUGGAGUUUCUUGAGCAUAUUCCAGUAGAAGAGCAAGAAAAAGCCAUCCCAAUGGCCGAACGAGGAGUGAACCAGGCGAUAAAGGUGCUUGGGUUACUCUGGGACCCAAAAGCAGAUCAUCUAUAUAUCGCUCACCAGCCGAAGCCAGUCGCAACAGCUGACCAAAGGGUUACGAAGCUCAUCAUUUAUUCAGAAGUAGCCAAAUUCUUCGACCCUCUGGGGUUAGUGUCUCCGGUCAUCGUGUUGGCUAAGCUACUCAUUCAACGUCUUUGGAAGCUGAAAACUGACUGGAACGACCCCAUCGACGAAGGAUCGAUGAAACAGUGGCAAGAACUCCAACCAUCCUUGCAACACCUGCAUCGCAUCCAGACUCAAAGAAGACCCGCAAACCAACGACAUACCAGCCCGUAUUUAACGAUUCCCGAGUUGCGCCGUUCUACUGAAGCCGUCAUCCGUGUCACCCAACUCAUCCAUCUUGACGACGAAAUCCAGCGAGCAGUGAAAAAUGAACCAUCGAAGAAGUUUGCAAACCUUCGUCCAAUCUACACUGAAGAGAUUAACGUUUAUCUGCGCAAGCGGCUGGGACACGACUGCCGAGCGACUGAAAGGGGUCAACUGAAGCUGUCCAAACCGAAACCAUAUGGCGUCCGAGGCAGCUCGCAACAAAAAUGA